GCCUUUUUAUUCGCACCAGGGGCGGACAUAAAAAAAGAUCCGCAACAACAUCGACCCUCAUUAACGUAGCUGUGUGUUCUCACAGUGCCUGGUUCCCUGAGCUGACAAAAAUGUUUCAGAGCCAUGUGUAAAGUACAUGGCGAAAUAUAGGUCGGGCGAGUAUAAAUGUGUGACCUCCAGGAACCUUCCCCGUUUUUCUUCAUCCAACCUCCAAACUUGUUUUAUAAAUACCCCUUUAAACAAGCUUUAUAGUCAAGAAUGCGUCUGCUUAGCAUCAUCAUCGCGCAGCUCUCGCUGCUCGCUUUCCUGCUGGUCAGUGUGCACCCGGCCCAAGCCCAAUCUCAAUCUACCCCGGCCACCAAGGACUCGACCAUCAUGCGCUCAACCGUGUCCUGCCCGGACUGCCCGAACCGCAACUGCUACGAGUGCACCUUGGGCCAUAACAACACGCUGGUGGCUAACACCGGCGGGCUGGCGUACAUCCGUGCCUUGAUUGGGUUCACCUUGCCGUAUGACGGGUCGCUGGUACGCUCGUGCCAGAUCCAAAUCCCGGCAUUCACCCAGCCACUGCAGUCUGACAUCACAGUGGUGUUCUGGCAGGCAGUGUCGUCGAACUGGGACGAGAGCACGGUCACAGCCAAUAAUGCACCGGAUGCCGGCGGCCAGGUCGCCACGGUUACUGUGCCUGCGAAUAACAACAUGGGUCCGGUGGAUAUUACCGGGGCAUGCCGCAAUGCGACCUCGGGGCAGUUCUCGGUCUACAUUGGCACCCAGUUUGGCCGCAUCGAGUUCUGGUCCAAGGACUCGGGCAACCCGGCGAUUCUCCAUGUGGACAGGUUCGUCAAGAAGACCCCGAGCUAGGCUGGCUUGAGUAUAUUUUUCUUGCUGAUUGCAAUAACAGACAUGUCUCUAGCCUGAUAUUUGACUGUUGCAUAAUAGGUCUAGAUG
Messenger RNA from Linderina pennispora, 948 nucleotides. RefSeq lists its product as uncharacterized. Bases 259 to 861 code for a protein of 200 amino acids. Lineage: Eukaryota; Fungi; Kickxellomycota; Kickxellomycetes; Kickxellales; Kickxellaceae. The record is from RefSeq and is a predicted model, not a curated record. The transcript has a single exon.